This is a messenger RNA of Coffea eugenioides, 1731 nucleotides long. Its product is annotated as pathogenesis-related genes transcriptional activator PTI6-like. Lineage: Eukaryota; Viridiplantae; Streptophyta; Magnoliopsida; Gentianales; Rubiaceae. Gene Ontology annotation, molecular function: DNA binding; DNA-binding transcription factor activity. The record is from RefSeq and is a predicted model, not a curated record. The transcript has a single exon. The coding region runs from base 490 to 1386 and encodes 298 amino acids. Gene Ontology annotation, biological process: regulation of DNA-templated transcription.
CCCGUUCGGAGCUGUGAGAUCAAAGGGGUAGGAACAAGGGAAAACAAACAAGAGAGAGAGAUGAAAAGGGGGUCUGGGAACCUUUGAGCAAAGAGUUGUAAAACCGCAGAGUACAAUACUGAUACUCUGUGUCUGUCUGUCUUACUUAUUGUUUCCCUCCAAAAACAACAAAAGCCAACCAGCCAGCACUCAGGUCCCCUUUUUCUCUCCCUCUCCUUUACUGUCACCAACCCGCCAUUUGCUAAAUAUCGCUGUGUCGAUUUCUUUCACCACCUCCUCUUACUGAGAACUCCUAUUUACUUUCUUUGCCCCUUUUCCAAAGUCUGUUCACUCCUCACUCACUCAUAAACCCCUCUAUAAACCCCCCCCCCCCACCCUCCUUUCCUCCCAGCGGUUUUGGUCUCCUGCUUUCUUAUAUUCUUUUGAUAGCAAAACCAACCAAUCCCUUUUCUUCUUGAUGCUCGGGAAGAAGAUUUCCCUGCAUAGUUCAUGGAAAUAGGCAUCAGCCCUCAAUCUCCAAUGUAUUCUCGACAAAGAGUCAAGUUUUCAGAACAUGUUGUUACCACAAACAAGCCCAUAGACGACCGGAGAUCACUCACCCCCUCCGGCCAGUCUUUGACCGUCGUCCGGCAAAAAGUUGUGAGAAUCAUAUACACCGACGCCGACGCCACCGACUCCUCCGAUGACGAAGAGGAAACUAGGAACGUGCGGAGAGUAAAGAGACACGUGGAGGAAAUUAACUUUGGCCCACCUCCUAAAACAACAAAAAUCGAGCAGCAGAGGAAUGGGAAGAGAAGUCUUCAGAGUUUGACUCCGCCGGCGGAACCUGACGUCAGCAGCCGGAAGAAGUUCAGGGGCGUGCGUCAAAGGCCGUGGGGUCGUUGGGCGGCUGAGAUCCGGGAUCCGAAGUGGAAGAAACGGGUAUGGCUUGGGACUUACGAUACUCCAGAAGAAGCGGCUUCCGCUUAUGAUAGAGCCGCCGUUAAGCUGAAAGGCCCUGACGCCGUUACCAACUUUCCCGUAGAAUCCAUAAAGGGAACGGUCGGUGGGACGUGUCAGAGCGAGAAAAGUAGUGAAAGCGCCACGUCAGAAGAUGUCGCUUUGUCGCCCACGUCAGUGCUCCGUUAUGAUGAUACGACUAGUCAAACGGAGACAGAGGUUUCGGUUGGAAUUGGAACUAGCGACGCCGUUUCAUCAGCCACUUCGGUUCUCCGUUGCUGCGACGGCUUGACGCCGUUUGCUAAUUUCCCCUUCCCGGAGUUUGACGACCUGGGCUUGGGCGCUGACUUCCCGUUAAGUUGGCCGCCGAUGGAACCGUCAGGGAAAAAUUACGCCGAGGAAUUCGGCGAGUUUGACUUCGAUGAUUUCCUGGUUGAAGUCAGAUAAGAUAUUCAUUAUCCAAACUUUAGUGCGCUCUCUGGUGGACUGUUUGGUCAUGUAAAAGAGAAAAAAAGGAAUGUGGUGCCUAAUUGUGUAAUUAGAUGCAAAUUAGUGGGUUUUUUUUUUUUUCAAAAAAAAAUUUCGUUGGGUCAUUGUUAAGUUGGCAUAUAUAUAUAUAUAUAUAUAUAUUGGCGGGAAUACGGAGUGUUUAUACUUCAUAGUAGCGUGAGAAAGCGUACGUGUCUGUGUGAGAGUCAUCCACCAGCCUUGAAAGACGGCAAUUUUGUUAGAGGUGCUUAUAAAGUAUUUAAGUUUUUUGUCCCAUGUCAGAGAUAUUUGUGGUGUUGUUUA